UUGGCAAUGUCUUUGUCUCUCUUUCAUUCACUCUCUUCCUUUUUACACCAAAGAACUUUUGUAACCUCCAAAACGUUCCCUCUCUAUUUUCGGCGGUUAAGCUGCCUCUAUCUCACCUACCAGAAGAAGAAACCCAGAAACUAACCACAGAGUUUGAACCUUUACCUCUUCUCCUCCAUACCCUUUUGGUCACAAACACUUUGUGGAACAGAGCAAAUGCCGCUUGUCAGGGUCGAAGUGAGGAACGUUUACGGUUUAGGUAAAACAGAGCUUCACAGAGACGUCGACCGUGAAGACCCUAAAGCUGUUCUCAAUGGCGUCGCCGUUUCUGGACUGGUUGGGAUCUUGCGUCAACUUGGUGAUCUCACCGAGUUUGCAACAGAGAUCUUCCAUGGGAUACAAGAGGAAGUUAUUCUUACAUCUUCAAGAAGCAAUAAACUGAAGAUGAGACUGAAACAGAUAGAAACUACUGUUCCUUCAAUCCAGAAGGCAGUGCUUGAACAACCAAACCACAUACAAUUUGCUUACACUGGAGGUCUUGAGUGGCAUCCUCGUAUACCAAAUGUGCAAGAUUACUUUGUUUAUGACGACUUGCCACAGUUUAUCAUGGCUCCAUAUGAUGAUUGCCGUGAUCCUCCACGGUUGCAAUUGCUAGACAAGUUUGAUAUAAAUGGUCCAGGGUCUUGUCUCAAACGAUACACUGAUCCUACUCAUUUUAAAAGAUCAUCAAGAGCUUCUAAACAUCCAGUGAUUAAGAAGAAGAAAUCUUUGCCUAGGAGCCGAGAUGUAUCGCGUGUUGCCUCAAUGGCUAACCAAAGUGACAGGAAGACGUUGACUUCUUUAAGCUUCAGUGGAAGAACCUCUUCCUCUAAAACUGCAUCAACUGUGGAAACUGAGUCCAAAUCCGACUUGCAAGAUCAUCGUUCUUGCUCUUUUGAUUCGAGAAGUGGUGGAGAGAAACUGAAAGGUGUAUAUACACCUUCAAGGUUUACACCAGGUCCUCGGACCAUUGCUUCAGUUCUGUCUGAAAGUGAGAGUGAAAGUGAAGAUGCUACUGAUGAUAGUCCUUCUCAAGAUCUAACACCUCGUGGCUCUUCUUGUGUUAGUUGGCGCGAGAAAGCUGAGAUAGUGGAAGCUGAUACUCUAAAACUUGAAACAGAUGAAGCUCCUGAAGUAAUGGAGACUAAUGCUGAACUGGAAUCAGGACUAAAAGAACAUAGAGUGGUUGAAACUGUACAAGAUAUCACACCAAGGGUAGUGGAAAUGGACAGUGAAGAUGAAACUGAAAGCGAAGAAGAUGAUUUUGUUGACGCGCUUUACACCAUUGAUUCGGAAUCUGACAAUGACCAAGAGGUUCAGAAGCAAAUCUCCAAUGAGAUUACAGAAGAAGAGUUUGAUAACUAUGUGUGUGAGAAAGAAACAGAGAAUGUUUCGAACAGCUUUGGUCUAGAAGAUGAGGCAAUGUGUGCUGCUGCAUCAGAGCUACAUUUAUCCUCACCAGUUAGUAAACCUGAUGAGAUGAUUCAUCAAGAUCCAUGGGAGGAUUUAGAUAUGAGCAAUGGUACUACUCAUAGUUAUUCCAAUGGCUUCUCAAAUCCAUUGUAUGAUACUAAUGGUGUUCAAGAACAUCAAGAAUCAGAAGAUGAGAGUUCUUGUGACAACGAAGAAGGGACUCAGUUAUGGACUAAUGGAAAUCUUUUGGGACUGAAGCCAUCGAAGCCGGAGAUUGAAGAGGAAACCAUCAAAGAGACUGAUGCUGAAGCCUUGCAAGAGCAGCCCUUGAGAGAAGCUCACAAGGCUGAUUUUGACUGGUUUACUUCAUCUCCUCAACUUGAUCACAUGAAAAUAUCUUUCACUCCCUCAGAAACCUUGCCGAGUUCCGAACUGAAGCUGAAACUUCCAGAUGAAUACACGUUUUCUUCCUUUCAGUUGGUGCCAGAGACUGGUGGUGGUACUUCACUUCCUGAUUCUGAUUCAGACAAGGACACUUUCUGUAGAACCUCUUCUUACGUUUCAGAUAACAGUGACAAUCAAUCUGUGUCAAUCUCUGAGCAGCAGUCGGAUGAUGAAAGAAAGAGCCAACAAGAGCUUUAUGAUGAUUCUUUCCACAGAAUCAAUACUGAAGCUUCUUCUCUCUCAGCUCCCUCUUCACAGUUUGAAACAUCAAAUGGUUAUUUAGCUGGAAAGAUCUCUUACCUCCAGAAUCCAGCUGAGCCUUUACCGCCACCUCUCCCUCCGUUACAGUGGAUGGUUUCAAAGGUACCAUCGGGUAGAUUCGAGGAUAACAACAAGCAGUCUUUUAAAGACACUCUCACACGCGCAUUGGAGCAGAGAAGUUCUUUAUCUACAGUCAAGAAAGAAGAAUCAAACAAUGUCACUGCUUAUGAUCCUAAGCCAGAUAACAACAAGCAGUCUUUUAAGGAGACUCUCACACGCGCAUUGGAGCAGAGAAGUUAUUUAUCUACGGUCAAGAAAGAAGAACCAAACAAUAUCAUUACUUAUGAUCCUAAACCAGAUAACAACAAGCAGUCUUUUAAGGACACUCUCACACGCGCAUUGGAGCAGAGGAGUUCUUUAUCUAUGAUCAAGAAAGAAGAAUCAAACAGUGUCAUUGCCUAUGAUACUAAACCAGAGAACAAUGUGAGGGAUUAUAAGCAAAGUCAUGGCAAUGUAAAAGAGACAGAAGCUGGAGACUUCUUGCAUCAAAUCCGAACGAAACAAUUUACCUUGAGACGUGUGGUCACUACAAAGGCAUCAUCAUCAGAAGCUACGAUGAACACCAACUUCAGUGUGAUUCUAGAGAAGGCAAACUCCAUCCGACAGGCUGUUGCAAACGACGAUGGAGAUGGCGAAAGCGAUACAUGGAGCGAUAGCGACACCUGAGAACUAGUGCAGUUCACUAAUACAACACAUUCAUUCGGUUCCUUGUGUGUUUAUUGCUUAGUAGAUAGCCGAUUUUGUCCAACGUUAAUCUAUCUGUAUGAUCUUCAACUUAAACUUAGGUUCUUUAACAAUAAUCGUCAUAACUAUAGCACAGAAUAAAACUUUA
Messenger RNA from Brassica napus (rape), 3049 nucleotides. RefSeq names its product protein SCAR1. The coding region runs from base 217 to 2883 and encodes 888 amino acids. NCBI's taxonomy places the organism in Eukaryota, Viridiplantae, Streptophyta, Magnoliopsida, Brassicales, Brassicaceae. Gene Ontology annotation, molecular function: Arp2/3 complex binding; protein kinase A regulatory subunit binding. Gene Ontology annotation, biological process: actin cytoskeleton organization; positive regulation of Arp2/3 complex-mediated actin nucleation. The transcript is spliced from 8 exons. The record is from RefSeq and is a predicted model, not a curated record. Gene Ontology annotation, cellular component: cytoskeleton.